Molecule: messenger RNA, 2538 nt
Organism: Macrobrachium nipponense
Lineage: Eukaryota; Metazoa; Arthropoda; Malacostraca; Decapoda; Palaemonidae
Product: ezrin-like
Exons: 8
Coding region: 109-480 (123 amino acids)
Biological process (GO): regulation of cell shape; positive regulation of early endosome to late endosome transport; positive regulation of protein localization to early endosome
Cellular component (GO): filopodium; cytoskeleton
Molecular function (GO): cell adhesion molecule binding; actin binding
Source: RefSeq, a predicted model, not a curated record
CUUUUACUAUCUUUCAUGAAAGAAGCCUCUCCCUGACUCAUUCCGUUUCCUCUUAGCCAAGUGACAGGACGCGAGAUUUUCACCCUCAAAGGUCUCCUGAUAACCCCCAUGGUCAUGAGUCGAGAGUACGAGGUUAUGGUCAAGACCCCACUACGAGAUGUAUCCACUACGAUUGACAGUCACACGACAGGACAAGAACUCUUCGAUAACGUGAUGGCGUCGCUGAGCAUUGUAGAGACUGAGUACUUUAUAUUACAGUACAAAAACAAGAAAGGGAAUUACCGCGACCUCUUAUUGAAAAAGAAGGUUUUAUCGAUCAAAAAGAAAACUCGAGAGAGUCCAGUGCGAUUCUUUCUCAACGUGUCUGUCUUCCCAGCUGAUCCCGUUUCUGUUCAAGAUUUCACGGCAAAGAGAGACCGAGGUCCUCAUGAGGAUGGCGACCUCCUCUGUCCCAAAGAUGUGGCCAAAAACUCUCGAUGACCUGUCAAGGAAUGAGAGCAUUGACGAAUAUCUGAGAGUAGUCGCGUCCCUGGACGAAUAUGGCUAUUUCCACUUCAAUGUGGAACGGGCUGACGGGAUGCCUUGCAGGCUUUCACUUAACGGAAACGGUAUUCUGGUUGCCACGGGUUAUUCGAGGAAGGAGAUCUCUUUCCUCUCCAUCCACAAGAUACAAAAAUCCCGGAAGGCCGUGACCGUCAAAUUCAGGGAGAGAGACACCCAGGAGAUCAUCUUCUACACAAGGAGGAAAGAAGACCCUAAAGAUAUUCUUCGCAUCUACAGAAGGCACGUGGACUUCCCAUCCCGGAACGGCAGAGCUCUUGAAACGUGAAAAGAGCUUGCGAAUGAAUGAAUUUACGAUAUAACUUUUUAAAUUUCCCAUUUCCCAUCCACGAUCAUUCACUUGCGGCAUCGUGGAAUUACGGGAGGUGACAGGAAUAGGUUAAAGAGACCCCCUAUAAUAACUCUUUUUAAUGAACGGACAGAUUCAAUUACAUAGUCUAGAAAGAAUGAAAUUUUUUUAUUAAAAGAUCUCGGGCCUACAGCAUAAGCAUGUUCAAGAUGAAAACGUAAUGAAAUAUUUGAAAGAAAAUGAAGAAUGAAUUUUAAAUGAAUAAUUUAUAAUAAAAAUCUCAUAGUCACUCGUUCAUGGCGAGGUUAAUUAAAAUAAAAGUAAUGUAGACCUUCUUAAUCCAACCGUAUCACAUUGAAGUGCAUCAUGGUUUAUUCAUGUUUAGAAUAUAGAGAAUGGAGAGACUGCACCAAGGAUAUAUGUUGCUGGAGUAUCACAAAAUUAAUAAGGGAUUAAAAUAUGCAUGCAUACAUAAAUAAAUUGCACAGUGUUUUCCAUUUCUUUGCGUACUUGCUCAAGUUCUUCGCUUUCUUCACUGACAAAGGUGUGAAAUUUAAAGCUCCAUUAUUCGUUGUUCUCUACGAUUUUCCAUUCGAAGAAAAUAGAAAUUAAACAGAACGAGAAUUAAGUAAAAGUAGCUCGUUUCAACUCUCACUACGAUUUGAUGAAAUGUUUUCAAUUACUAACGCUUAACAGGAACGGGUAUAAAAGAAAGUCCCUAAUAAGGGUUUGCUUAAGCUUUCAGAUGAUCAUAGCGGAAAUACUCCUAACUGUGCUUUUUAUUUUAUUUCUCUCCGAGUACAGAGAAAAGUUUGCUAAUGAUGGAAGUGCUAUAAAAGUCACAAUGUUGAUUAAUCUCUAUUAAUCUCUAGCUUCAGACGGAACUCAUUUUUCCGUAAACUCCUUACUAACUAGCGCAGAAAAGUGAUUCUCCAUUGUUUGUGUGUGUGUGUAUGAGAGAGAGAGGUGGAUUUCAAAUAAUGACAGAAGCCCUGGAUAAUGGAAUUAAAUUCUUUCCCUAUACCAUUCCUUGUCUCGAAGAAGAGCCUUUGAAUGUCUUAAUGAACUGAAUGAAACCAAAACUAAGAGAGUGAAUAUCUGAAGUUUUUCCUUCUUUUCUUUAGGGAACUUUAGUCUGACAAGAAUAAUUCAUAAAAGGUGAUCACACUCUGGAGCUACAGAUGCAGUUAACCUGAAUCUUUAAAAUGCUAUUCAUUCAUUAAAAAAGAUCAAGAUGGCGUGGAACGAUCACUGAAAAGCAUUGAAGAACAUUAACGUAAUCAAGAAGUCACCUUAAAACGAAAAGUCACGUUCGACUACUUUAUUUAACACUGGCAGUGGAAGUCAAUAAUGCGUGAUAGAUUCAAGGAGGAAGGGUGUACCUUAAUUGGCUUGUCAGUUGGCAUCGCACAUGUGGCCGACAGUGCAAUUUGCAAGGCUUUAAUAGCAUUUCCAGUAUGUUGUUCUUUCCUUUUUUCAUCUAUGGAUUUUUUUCUUCUCGCCUUUUAUCUUUCUAUUCGCUCUUCCCUUACUUUUCCAAUUGGAGGUAGGUGUACCAACAUACGAUGCAUUGUCUAGUAAACUUGCACAAGUUGGGAAAAAAAAAGUUCAAUUCCACUGUGCAUAUUCGCAUAAAAAUGUGUAUAAUUGGGAAUAACAUGAACGUAAAAUAGAUUAUGACAAUCAAA